AUGGACGGGCAAGGUAGAGCAGUCGACGAUACCGCUCAGCCAGGAUCACCCACCGAUCAGCUCCACAAUACCAACUUGCCAGUGCCGCCGUCCGCAUCAUCGCUAUCAGUCCGCACCGACUAUGACGACAACAGCACCGGCUACAUUACCGCCUCCUCAAGCCGCCUCUCUCAACUCGACAAUGAGCCACUGACCAACCUGCCACGCAUCCAUCUCCACUCUUCUACACCGGUCAAGCGAUCGUCCAUCGCAGGCAGCUCUUGGUUUGAUUCGAUGGCAACAACAGCAGCCAGCACCAGCAACGACACCAGUCAUGCCAACUUGGCCUCUCUCAGCUCCGUCACUACCUUUGUACCAAGCACUCUGACUGACUCGGACGGUUCUGACCAAGAUGACAAUGCUGAGCGCACAAGUUCGGAUGGUGACACUACAACCCGCAAUCGCACGGAAGAGUCUACUCCUAGCUACGACUUUGACCUUUGUGGUCCCCACGAGCGUACCCUAAAUCAUAUCGGCCAAGAUGAGGAGGAGGAUGCAAGCAUAGAUCAGGACCAAACACUCGCCGUUCGCGAUGCGAUGGAAGGCGAUAUCAUUACCAUCAGCCAUUCACAUUCGACUAGUAUGAACACCUACAACGACUCGAUCCCCCACUCUCGCUCCGCUUCUCAACCCGAUACCUCUCGACAUCACCAAAGACACAACCACUCUUUCUUACCUGCAAGCCUUUCCACAUCAUGGCCAUCCCUCGCUCUGCCACCUUCGGCAAUCAAGCUACACAAGCGCAGACGCAACAUUCUCCUCCGUCUUCUCAAAACAUGGGAGGGCCGAGAACAGGUCCUGCACUUCAGCCACUCGCUGAUCCUCCUCCUUUACUCAAGCUUGCAUCAUCCAGUGCCCCAGACGUAUCGCGGAGCGAUGUUGCGACCAGCCGGUACUGUGUUGGCUCUGUCCUUCCCCAAGCCGGUACGAGUUGCACUGAUGCAGCGCAUCUAUACAACUGCAGAGGGCGUCGACAAUUUCCGACGUGUCAUCCUGAUUGCGAGAUGGGUUACAGCCGCGACAGAGGCUGCUAUGGAGCAUUGGCAGCAGCGACAGGCCAGCAAGAAACGAGCUCUGAAGAUGGGUGAUUCGGUGGCGAGUCGAGAAGAACUAAUAAUCAAGCUUACGGGUGAUGAGCCGUUUGGCAAGCUAUCAGAUCAUGUCGAGCAUGGCUUGCAUUGGCUGCAGCCGCCAAAUCUUGCAACCUUUGAUGCAUCGGAAGAGGGACAGGGUGGUGCCGAGAAGGGGUUCACGGAUGCUCCUGCGGCGAAGCUCGGCAAGAUUACAGGCAGAGGCGACGCAACAGGUGCCAUCGGUGCAAAUGCUGCCGAGGAUGCUGGAUCAGGGUCGACAGAGAAAGACCUCAGUGAGAAGAACAAGACAAAGCAAUCAAGUACGAAAGCUGCACCGACAUUUGCCUCAUCUUAUGUCAUUCGCACCUUGGCCCGACUCUGGACGAGCGUUUGGAAGCCAUCGCAUCUUGAAGCAGCAGCCGAAUCCUUUGCCGUUAUAGGUGAAGCAUGCGAGACAGCAGCGGCCCUAGCUGGUGGUGGCAUGUUUUGGCGUGCGGUUGGCAUUCAGAAACUCGGUAUACCUUUCCUUUCAGGUCGUCGAAGGCAAGGUAUUGAGCGACUCGGCAUUGUUCUGUCCCUGUGCUCAGUGCUGCUCAGCCUGCUCGUGCUUAGGAUUGAGCGCAAAGUACUCAGAUCUGAGCUCACAUCAGCACAUCGACGUAUCAUCCGCGCCAAUGACAAACUCGGCUGGGCAUCCGAUCUAGCCGGCAAGACUAUCAAUCGAGAUCAAGCUCUGUCCAAUCGCAAACGAGAUCCAUCGCGGUCCUCAAGGGGAAGGAUAGCUGGCUCGGAAGCAGCGCCAUUGGAAAUGCUCGGACCGGACUUACAGAAGGCAGCACGCGAUUUGGACGAUCAAGCGUUGCACCUUCAAAGGCAAAGCGCAAGCGAUGAGAGCUCAUCGUUGUCCAGUUCCGAGUCAAGUCUGUCGGACACAUGGACGGUUGUUCCUGAUGCCGACGAUGCACAGACUCACCCCACUGCAUAUCCUCUCGUCCCUGCUAGACAGUAUCACUCUUCCCAAAAUCAGGAGCACGGAGAGGACCCGCCUCGAAGACGUGGUCAUCGCUGGCGAGAUGCUGAUGGAGAGCCAAAAUCGAUCAACGUCGACUCUCUGAUCAAGUCCACUGAGCGAUCGCUGAUCCGUGCCGAGUCAGAUCUACGCAACACUCGCAGACGGAUGCAACUCAAUUUUUGGGAAAAGGUCGCCAACUGGUCUCAAGUCAUCUUCUUGUCUUAUGAAGCAGCUAUGCCACAUGUUGACAAGGAUGCUCUUGAAGGCUCGACAGGAUUAGUGGCAAGUACCAUCAGGCUCAUGGGAUUGUGGAAGGAGCUCAGUUGGAGUUGA
Messenger RNA from Ustilago hordei, 2457 nucleotides. RefSeq lists its product as uncharacterized. The record is from RefSeq and is a predicted model, not a curated record. The coding region runs from base 1 to 2457 and encodes 818 amino acids. NCBI's taxonomy places the organism in Eukaryota, Fungi, Basidiomycota, Ustilaginomycetes, Ustilaginales, Ustilaginaceae. The transcript has a single exon.